AUGGCCCCAAAUUCUUUUAUCACACAGAGUAGAAUCUCUCAAAGAUCCGAUGCUGAUUCCAAUGCAUUAAAAUCCUUUUCACAAACUUGGAUAGAAUGGACAGCAAUAGUUUCCGAACGACAUGGGUCAGUAAUUAAAUCCUUUUCACAAAGCUGGUCAGAGUGGACAUUGGAAGUGUCUAAACAAAAACCUCAACUUCCGGAACCUCCGACUGAUGCCUUGAAAUUACAACAGUAUAUUAUCAAUAAUCAUGGAUGGUGGCCAAUUUUUGGUGGAGAACCAAAACUCAAAAGGAAACAUGGUGCAUCCACCUCAUUACAAGUCUCACCAAAGAAAACGCCAAAUCGUUUAAUACAUUAUGAACUUCCAAAGCGUCGAAAAAUCCAUAAUAAUUCUCAUUUUUCGUCGCAAUUUUCAUGCAAAAAUUAUCUCGCCGUUGAAUGGAUCCCUGAAGAAGAUUUUUUUCUAACAGCAAAUCCACCAAGGACGACAACUUCCGCAUUACCUCAGGAAAAUUUCGCUGCAGUAACUAGUAGGGUCUUAUUAGUACGCAGGUUGAAAGCGAAACAGGGUAACGCUUUCAAGGGUGAUGCCGCCACGAGAUUUCGAAAAAGCGUUCUUACUAAAGAACAUAAUGCAACAAAAAAUUGGGCAAUAAGAUCCAUUGUUGAGACAUCAAAUGUUAAUCAUUCGAUUGAUGCUGAUGUGAUUGUAAAACGACCAUGGAAAGAUGGGACAACACAUCCCAUUGAAGGUACGCUUGAUGAUCUCAAGCGCUUGCGAAUUCAACGUGCUGGGGAUUUAGGUCUUUUAGCCCGUUCAAUAUUCGAAAAAACGCGAGCGGAUCGAGAACUAUUAGAAAAAGCUCGCGAAUAUUAUCGCAUUCACAAAGGUAAGUGUCGACCCAUGUUUGCGCGAAGGGUCGUCCCACCAACAACACCUCGACCCCUUACUCCUAAAAUUGGAAUAUUCGGCGCUAACCCUUUCAACUUCAAUACAAAUCAAGGGUUAAUUUCGGAAUUAAAUCAAGCCAUUAUAAUUCCGAGUGAAGAUCAUGGUGGUGUUGACAUUAAUAAAUGA
Funneliformis mosseae is the source of this 1080-nucleotide messenger RNA. The record is from the annotation of a GenBank genome assembly. Lineage: Eukaryota; Fungi; Glomeromycota; Glomeromycetes; Glomerales; Glomeraceae.